Molecule: messenger RNA, 348 nt
Organism: Callithrix jacchus (white-tufted-ear marmoset)
Lineage: Eukaryota; Metazoa; Chordata; Mammalia; Primates; Cebidae
Gene: DEFB126
Product: defensin beta 126
Source: RefSeq, a predicted model, not a curated record
AUGAAGUCCUUACUGUUCACCCUUGCAGUUUUUAUGCUCCUGGCCCAAUUGGUCUCAGGUAACUGGUUUAUGAAAAAGUGUGCAAACAAAGCUGGACUUUGCAAGAAGAAGUGCAAACCCGGAGAGGUGUAUGCAAAGCCUGCUUGGGUGACGUGCGGCAAAGAAAGUUGUGCUGUGUUCCAGGUAAAACACGUUCUGGUCACCCCUCUGUCCGUGUGGAGAAAAAGACUACGAGACGUUCAACAGCAGCAACAAGAAGAAGUUUGAUGAUGAAUAAGACUUUGAUGUCUUCGAUGACUCCGGUGACUAGGACGGCUGCUUCCCGUGUUUCUGCCGCCAGUUGAACAU